This is a messenger RNA of Silurus meridionalis, 2306 nucleotides long. RefSeq lists its product as uncharacterized. The transcript has 25 exons. The coding region runs from base 153 to 2165 and encodes 670 amino acids. Gene Ontology annotation, molecular function: carbohydrate binding. The record is from RefSeq and is a predicted model, not a curated record. NCBI's taxonomy places the organism in Eukaryota, Metazoa, Chordata, Actinopteri, Siluriformes, Siluridae.
CAUCUGGUGCAGAACGACUGGACUCGAAUCAAGGACCAAUUUUUAAGCUGCAGCUGAAGCGGAAAGUCAGAGAAGCUGUGGAUCCAAAGACAAGAGAUCUAUAAUACAUCAAAUCAAAACUUCGUGAUUCAGCUUCAGCUUCAACAAUUACAAUGCUGUUCCUGAAGCUCAUUCUACUUACCUUUAUUGCAACUCAAGACACGUUUGUUUACGGAGGAAAUAUUAUUACCUGCAAAGGUGAUAUCCAUCGCCUUGCUUGCGACACUGGGCUGAUAAAAGUGCAGUCUUCUGUAUAUGGCCGUACUGACAACACUACCUGUAGUAUUGACUGGUCCUACAAUAAUGCGGUCAAUACCAGCUGUUCCUUGGGAAUUUCCACUAUUGCUGAUAGAUGCAAUGGCCAGCGUGUGUGUGAGUUAAAGACAGAUUCAUUUGACACCCCUGACCUGUGUCCUGAAACUUACAAGUACUAUAACACCACUUACGAGUGCAUUGAUGGACGAGUCACUGUAAUCUGUGAACGUGGCUACAGCACACUGGAUUGUGGAGAUACUUUAAUUCAGAUCAUAAAUGCGAACUAUGGACGCUCUGAUUCAGUAACCUGUUCCAGUGGACUAUAUAACAGUCUGGUCCUGAACACCAACUGUUACAGUCCAAACACACGCUCAGCUGUGGUGAAACUGUGUCAUGGACAAAGGAGAUGCACUGUAGAAGCUUCAGACAGCAUCUUUACUGAUGUUUGUACCGGAACUGUUAAAUACCUCACUGUGUCCUACACCUGCAUUGAAUUAAAAAAAUCUGUUACCUGUGAACACAACACUGCUAUCCUGCAAUGUGGUGCUAAGCUCAUAAAGCUCAUCAGUGCUAACUACGGCCGAACCGAUUCCACCACAUGUUCAGCAGGAAAACCCUACAAUCAAAUCUUCAAGACAAACUGCUACAUGCCUAACACACUCAAAUUAGUUGAGGCCAGAUGUGAAGGAAAGAGCAGCUGUGAGGUGCCUGCCACAAAUACUGUCUUCUCUGACCCCUGCAAUGGCACCUUUAAGUUCCUCAAUAUUGUGUACACUUGUGAUAAUGCGAUUCAGAUCAUAAAUGCCAUCUAUGGACGUGCUGAUUCUACAACCUGUUCAAAUGGAGCCACCACUUGCGUGACCAAGAACACUAACUGUUACGCUCCAAGAACACGUGCAAUUGUGGCCUCACUCUUCAACAGCAGCAUAUACAGCAUCAUGAUGCUUUUCCUGAAGUUCACCCUGCUCGCCCUGCUCAUUGCAGCACUGGACCUGCGUGUUUCUGGAGUCACUGUAAUAACCUGUGAUGGUAAAGUCCAGCGCCUGGCUUGUGCCUCUGGAGUGAUACAGGUGGCGUCUACUAUAUAUGGGCGUACAAACCGAAACACCUGCACUUUUAAUCGUCAACCUUUUGGGUGUGCUAGAACUAACUGUGCCAUGGGGACUUCUGUAAUUGCAGACAGAUGCAACGGACUAAAAACGUGUGUGGUAAACACAAAAUCACUUCGCAUCUCUGACCCAUGUUAUGGAACUUACAAGUACUACACAACCACCUACAACUGCGUCCAAGGCCGGGUGGCUGUGAUCUGUCAGCGGGGCCAAAAAACACUAAAUUGUGGUCAUAAUAUUAUUCAGAUCAUCAAAGCAACCUACGGACGUGAUGAUUCUGGAACCUGUAUAAAAAGAAAGUUCUUUCUUCCCAAGAGAACCAACUGUAAUGCUCCAAGAGCAAGUGCAACUGUGGCCUCACUGUGUAAUGGACGGACAAGAUGCACACUUAAAGCUACAAACAGAGUCUUUUCAAAUCCCUGCAUUGGUGUUCCUAAAUACCUCACAGUGUCUUACAGAUGCAAUCCUGCUCCUAGGCACACUGUGACCUGUGAAGGCAACAAUGCUGUGCUGGCAUGUGGUGCUCAUCGUAUAAGGAUCAUCAGUGCUAACUACGGCCGAACUGACUCCCUCACAUGUGCUGCAGGACGUCCUCACCAACAAAUCACCAGAGCAAACUGUUAUACACCCUGGGCACUAGGACAGAUGGUAGCGAGAUGUGGAGGAAGGAACAUAUGUGUGGUGCCUGCUACAAAUGGUGUCUUCUCUGACCCCUGCGUUGGCACCUAUAAGUACCUCAGAGUUUCAUACAACUGUGUCUAACUUUUCAUGAGGGACUCCAGUUUUCUCCACCCAGUGGAAACUCAUCAUUCUGAAGGACCAACUUUUAAAUCUUCAAUCAUACAGAUGUUAGAUGUAGGAGUUAUGGGGGUUUUGCAUGUUAUAUAAUCAACUGCUGUAAUG